Molecule: messenger RNA, 1139 nt
Organism: Heterocephalus glaber (naked mole-rat)
Lineage: Eukaryota; Metazoa; Chordata; Mammalia; Rodentia; Bathyergidae
Gene: Ctxn1
Product: cortexin 1
Source: RefSeq, a predicted model, not a curated record
CGGCUGGCUUGCGGCUCACCCGCCUCGGUCUCCGCGGCUUCCAGGGGCGGGUGGGGUGGGCUGAGCCGGGGCCACUGCCUCGGCCCCCGCCGCCGCCGCCAGGGAGAGGCCGAGCGCGGAGCUGCCACGGUCCUGGGAGAGAGCGCGGCCGCCGGGCGGCCCGUCUGCGUACGGGUGCAGGCCAGGGACGCGCGGCGAUGUGAGCUAUGAGCGCGACGUGGACGCUGUCGCCGGAGCCGCUGCCCCCGUCGACUGGGCCCCCAGUGGGCGCGGGGCUGGACGCGGAGCAACGCACUGUGUUCGCCUUCGUGCUCUGCCUGCUCGUGGUGCUGGUGCUGCUGAUGGUGCGCUGCGUGCGCAUCCUGCUGGACCCCUACAGCCGCAUGCCCGCCUCGUCCUGGACCGACCACAAGGAGGCGCUGGAGCGCGGGCAGUUCGACUACGCGCUGGUGUGAGGGGCUCCGGGGUCUGCGCUCAGGACCCCGCCCAGAUCCAGCCCCGGCCUUGGGCUUUAGGAGCAGGCCCACCCCAACCCCUUCGACCGCACCCAUCUCCCCCCUGGCCUGGCCAGAGCCCCACCUCGUGCCUUUGUCCGUCCCAUCCCUUCCUCUCUGCACACUCUGGGCCCCAACUCUGCAUCGGGCAGGAGGGGGAUCCCUAGCACUGACUCCCACCUUCCCCUGCUUGUAAGUGGCUCUGCUGUUGUCCUGUGCCAGGUAUGAGUGUCGUGCACCCUUUUUUGGGAGUGGGACCCCCCUCCGGGUCCCUUUCCUCCUCCCCAUGUUCUGGCCACACCCAGUGUCACCGUGACUGAGUGUGGAGCCCCCCUUUGCGCCCUGCGGGGCAGGACGCCGCAUCCCUGAUAAUGCCCUGCACAUCCUGCCCGAGACCCAGAGCCGGAAGACCCGCCAUGGCUGCUGAGACCCGGGAUGCGCGGCGCCAUCGGCCCCCAGGUCAGCGCGGCCUUCCCUGUGCCCACCUCUGCUUCCAUGGGCCCCUGCCACCUCCCCCAGCUCUCCCCGAGCCCCUCCUCUGCCUCUUCAUUUCGCCCUGUCUCAGCGAUGAUGAUGGUGGUGGUGGUGAUAAUAAAAGCUAUUAUUGAGCGCUUACUGCAUGCCACGCGAUGUUCUAAGUUAGCA